AUGAGGAUACUUCCCUUGAUGUUUCUUUUGGCGUGUCUGACGUGGCAAGCUUCUGCGCGCGCUCAGGACGAGAACGAAGCGCGGGCGGCGCCUGCUCGUGGUCUGCUUAAACGUGGCUUAUUGACUAAGGGCAAAGCAACCACCACUACCACCACACCGGCGCCACAGGAGGAAGUGGAGUAUGAAGAUGAUGCGGAAUAUCCAGAAGAAGAACCUCAGGAUCCGUCCACAGAGGCGCCAACCUCCUCUACAGAGGGCAAGAAACUAGUCGCGGGCGGUGUGCGCCCCUUCCGAAGUAACACAGAGUUGCUGGCAGCACUAAAAAGGAGACGAGCUCAGGCAGCUGAAGCUAAAUUAAACGGACAAGCGUCAUCCGCUGUUUCUCAAUCUCAAGAUUCUCCUGCAGAGGCUUCAAAAUCUAGUUACAGUAAAAAACGCUUCAACACAGCUACACGCGAGACUAAUGUUGAAGAAGCGCCAGUGGCAGCCAAGUCCAACAGAGGACGGUUUGGUAAACCGUCAUCGAAAUCAUUCCAAGAAGCUGAGCCAGAAGAGCAGAAUGAUGCCGCCCCUCCCGCGAGAACCGGUAGGACGUUCUCCAGGCGGGGAGGGAACUGA
Messenger RNA from Parnassius mnemosyne (clouded apollo), 618 nucleotides. The record is from the annotation of a GenBank genome assembly. Lineage: Eukaryota; Metazoa; Arthropoda; Insecta; Lepidoptera; Papilionidae.